CAUUACGGUACCAAACAGAAACACCCUGUAGCCAGCGCACGAGAGCGAGAUUAGCGCUCGAGGUGACCAUUGACCAUUGACCAGUGUCGUCAUCCUUUGACUCCCUCCUCCCACUCCUUCAAAAACCCCACAACCACUCCUCCCUUCCACUGCUGUCGAGAGAGAAAACUAGGGAAGAAGACAUGGGGGGAAGAGAGAGUAGAACGAGGAGGAGGGUGCGGCCACUGGAGGUGAGGUUACCGAGCUACUUCCGAUGCCCGAUCUCGCUGGAGGUGAUGAAGUCUCCGGUCAGCCUUUGCACCGGCGUCACCUACGACCGCACCUCCAUCCAGCGCUGGCUCGAUUCCGGUCACCGCACCUGCCCUGCCACUCGCCAGCCCCUCCCCUCCACCGACCUCGUCCCCAACCUCACCCUCCGCCGCCUCAUCCAUCUCUGGUCCUGCACCUCCUCCUCCUCCUCCGCCGCCGCCGCCGCCGCCGACGACAUCUCCUCCUCCACCGAUCCCCUCCCCGCUCUCCGCGACCUCGCCGCGUUCUUCUCCGACCCCGCCGUCGAGGACCCCGAGAAGAACCGCCUCCUCGCCGCGGGAGGCCUCGCGGCCGCCCUCGCCGCCCAGAUCGUCAAGGAGGACGCCGGAUUGGAGACGGUGGAGGCGGCGAUCAGGGUCCUCGCCUCGAUCCUCUCCAUGGAUGGCAUCCACGAGAGCAACAAAAGGGUCGCGAUCUCCGCGCUUUUGGCGGAUCUGGAUGGAUCCGCGUCCGCCCUUAUCGCCGUGUUCCAGAAGGGCGGCAGCUUGGAAUCCCGGAUCGAUUCCGCUCGGGUUCUCGAUUCGAUCCUCUCGUCGUCCUCCGAUUGCGUCGCGGAAGAGGCCAAGAGCUCGAUCGCGGAGAAGCCAGGGCUGAUCCCGGAGCUGGUCCGGCUGAUCGGCGGCGAGACUAAGGUGGAUCCAGCGGCGGCCGACGUGGGGCUGCGGUGCCUGACCGGUAUCUUGACGGCGGCGGGUCAGCGGCUGCGGGUGCCGAUGGUGAGGGCAGGGGUGGUGGCGGCGGCCACGCGGGUGCUGGCGGCGGAUGAGGUGACGGCGGGGGCGGCGGAGCGGGCCCUGCGGGUGAUGGAGGAGGCGGCGGUGUGCGCGGAGGGACGGGCGGCGAUCUGCGAGGCGGCGGAGGAGUGCGUGGGGGCGGUGAUGGGGCGGGUGAUGAGGUUGGGGAGGGAGGGGAGGGAGACGGCGGUGGUGGUGCUCUGGGCUGUUUGCUGCGGCGGCGGCGGGGCCGGCGGCGACUGGAGGGCGAGGGAGGCAUUGGCGGGGACGAGCGGGGGGCUGGCGAAGAUCCUGGUGUUGAAGCAGGGGGACUGCUCGCCGACGGCGGGGAGGAUGGCCGGCGAGCUGCUGAGGAUCUUCCGGGCGGAUUCCAAGGGCUGCCCCGCCGGAUACGACAGCAAGACCAUCCACAUCAUGCCCUUCUGAUCCCCGAAGGGGAGGGAAAGGGUAUUAAUUUAGUGGAUUAUUUAUAGAUAAAUUUGAUUCCAGUUCGGGAAUCCAAAGGAAGGGGAGGAAAAAAUAUACUACUAGACAAUUUGUAAAUGGAUAGAAAUUUUGACUUGAUACAGAAAAAAAGGUAUACAUGAGAAAGAAACUUGCUCAA
Messenger RNA from Elaeis guineensis (African oil palm), 1647 nucleotides. Its product is annotated as U-box domain-containing protein 28. Gene Ontology annotation, biological process: protein ubiquitination. Lineage: Eukaryota; Viridiplantae; Streptophyta; Magnoliopsida; Arecales; Arecaceae. Gene Ontology annotation, molecular function: ubiquitin protein ligase activity. The record is from RefSeq and is a predicted model, not a curated record.